UUAUUGGGUCAGUAAUAUUUUGGAUAUAGUUUUAACCAGUCGAUAUUUAAGCAAAAUAAAUUUUGCUAUGUUUUCAUCUAAAAUGAUCAAACAAAUUCCUCAGUUCACGCACCUCUACCGGUGGACCCAGACGAGGAUAAAUGCCUGGAACUAUUGCUUCGCGCGAGGCAUCAAGGUGGCCAUUGUGGGAGCUGCCGGCGGCAUUGGACAGCCGCUCAGCUUGCUGCUAAAGCAGAAUCCGCAGAUUACGCAGCUGGCGAUACAAGAUCUUGUCAACACAAAGGGCAUUGCUGCCGAUCUGUCGCAUAUAUCCACAACGACCAGUGUUUGCUCCUAUACGGGAAAGGAAGAGCUCAUUGCCGCUCUGGAGCAUGCGGGAAUUGUGAUUGUGGCCGCCGGUCUGCCUCGCAAGCCAGGGAUGAAUCGCAGUGAUCUCCUGAGCGCUAACGGCGGUGUCGCUGUCGAAGUGGCAAGAGCUGUCAGCAAGGCCUGUCCGGCCGCGAUGGUGGCCUUCAUUACGAAUCCGGUCAACACCGUAGUCCCCAUUGCCGCGGAGGUGCUCAAAAAGGAGGACGCCUUCGAUCCGAACCGCUUGUUCGGCGUGACCUCGCUGGACGUGGUGCGUGCCCAGACCUUCAUUGGCGAAGCGUUGGGCGUUUGUCCGAAGGAAGUCAAUCUUCCAGUCAUUGGCGGUCACGCUGGGCUAACCAUUCUGCCCGUAUUCUCGAAGUGCAAGCCCGAAUACAAAGUCAAUGACGAGCAGCGUAAGAAAAUGUUGACCCGCAUACAGGAGGCCGGCACCGAGGUGGUCAAGGCCAAGGCCGGCACUGGCUCCGCCACCCUUUCCAUGGCGUAUGCUGCUGCGAAUUUCGUCAACUCGCUCCUGCGGGCCAUGAACAAUGAGGAGAAUGUCAUCGAAUGUGCCUAUGUGGCAUCGGAUGUCUCCGAGGCAGAGUACUUUGCCACACAAUUGCUGCUGGGCCCGAAGGGCAUUAAGGAGAAUCUGGGCAUUCCGGAGUUGAAUGAGACUGAGGAAGAGGCUCUCGAGGCGCUGGUCAAAACACUCCUAAAGGAUAUAGCGGAGGGCGUCAAGUAUGCCGAUUGCGAAUGAGGGAGAGGCCCUCGAGCUGCUGGUCAAAUAACUCGUAAAGGAUAUAGCGUAUGGUAUCAAGUAUGCCGGCUGCUAAGUUAAAAUCCUGUUAAACAAUUCAAAUUGAACAGAAAGUAAAGAUUGAAUAAAUCAAGGCAGAUUAUAAUUAUCUA
This is a messenger RNA of Drosophila montana, 1263 nucleotides long. RefSeq names its product malate dehydrogenase, mitochondrial-like. The coding region runs from base 68 to 1111 and encodes 347 amino acids. The transcript has a single exon. Lineage: Eukaryota; Metazoa; Arthropoda; Insecta; Diptera; Drosophilidae. Gene Ontology annotation, biological process: carboxylic acid metabolic process; tricarboxylic acid cycle. Gene Ontology annotation, molecular function: L-malate dehydrogenase (NAD+) activity. Gene Ontology annotation, cellular component: mitochondrion; cytoplasm. The record is from RefSeq and is a predicted model, not a curated record.